Molecule: messenger RNA, 2374 nt
Organism: Cornus florida
Lineage: Eukaryota; Viridiplantae; Streptophyta; Magnoliopsida; Cornales; Cornaceae
Exons: 5
Coding region: 55-1806 (583 amino acids)
Molecular function (GO): N,N-dimethylaniline monooxygenase activity; NADP binding; flavin adenine dinucleotide binding
Source: RefSeq, a predicted model, not a curated record
AUAUAAAUAAAUCAACCAAGUAGUAAGUACGCUCAUUUUGUGCCGUCCAAGUCAAUGGCCUUCAUCUCUUACAUUUCUGCUGCCAGACAGCUCUCUGAAUAUGAGCCUCCGGUCUUUGAGGCCACUGACUCCAUUGGUGGAGUUUGGAGACAUUGUUCUUGCAAAUCUAAUAAACUUGUUCAGACCCCUCGCUGUGAUUAUGAGUUCUCAGAUUAUCCUUGGCCCGAAAGAGAUAAUUCGAGUUGUCCAUCUCAUGAUGAGAUACUGGAAUACUCGCAAUCUUAUGCUACUCACUUUGAUGUGUUGAAGUUUGUUGGUGACCGGGAAACCGCCGAUGAUGUCGGUGGUAAACCGGGAGAUUAUGGAAGUUUUUCAAGUUGUGAAUUGGUGGCCGAAGAUGGAACUGUAUUCUUCAAAGAUGAAGAUGAAUUCAAGUUUUCGGUGGAAGACUCUGUCAUUUCAUCGUAUCUAAAAAAGAAGAUUAUUGAAGAGAAGAACACGAGUAUGGAUUUCUAUUCCAAGGACAACAUGAAGCGGAAAUUUAGUUUCUUUGAAUCCUGUGUCUUUGAGAUCCCUGUAGUGAUCUUGCCACCAGUUCAUUUUAAUCGACGGAUAAAAUUUACGCCUUCUCGGUGGUGGAAGCCGAGAAUGGAUUUUUCAAGUUCUGAAUGGGGCGAAGACGCUGGCCUCAGGAAAGGACCUUGGACUCCCGAAGAAGAUCUGAAACUUAUCCAUUACAUCCAAACACAUGGCCAUGGAAAUUGGAGUGCCCUCCCUAAGCUUGCAGGACUUGACAGAUGUGGCAAGAGUUGUAGGUUAAGAUGGAAAUUUUUUUUCAGGCCUGAUAUCAAUAGGGGGAAAUUUUCUCAAGAAGAAGAGCAAACAAUUUUGGAUCUCCAUUCCAUCCUUGGGAACAAGUGGUCAUCAAUUGCUACACACUUACCAGGUAGGACAGAAAAUGAAAUCAAGAAUUUCUGGAAUAACUACUUGGAAAAGAAGAAGCUGAUUCAGAUGGGUAUAUAUCCAAUGACUCACCGUCCAAGAACUGAUCUCUUUUUUAGCAUGUUGCAAGAAGAAUUUGUUCCUUCUUCGUGGAGUACUGGCAAAACUUGCAAGACUUCAACAGGACUCACCUCUGAAUAUGAUCCAAACGUUAGCUAUUUAGGGUAUGAAAAUGGCAUUAAAUCUGGUUUUUUUACCAUUCCGGACAGCCAACAUGAUCAACCAAAUUGUAAGGAUGCAGAUGUAGAAAUUGGAAAAAUACUUCGACAAGCUGGAGCUUUGAGAGCCAGAGAUCUCCCCAAUCACAAUUCUCACCAUGAUACUGUUUAUCUUUGUAGAGAGGGGUGCCACAAACCAUCACAUAACCCGAUCAAGGCCAUCCUCAAACUCAGGAGGGAGUAUAUGUGUGGUGUAUUGUUAUUGAUGUCGGCACUGGUUGCAACAAUGACCUACCGAGCAGCAUUUAGUCUCCGUGGUGGCACUCUCAAAGAUGGCUACUCAUAUCAUUAUGCUGCAAAUGACACCAUCCAACUGAAGAAACAAGAUUCAGUUGUAAACCGGUCGUUCAUACUGUUCAACUCCACCGGAUUUGUUGCAUCAGUGGCUGUUAUUAUAUUCCUCCUACAUGAUUUUCCGCUGAAACCGUGGCCUCAAAUCUCAGUGUCCACUAUGUUUGGAUCAUAUAUGUGCUUGAUAAUGGCAAUAUCACCGCAGGAAGCCUUUCCGGUCCUAGUCGUAGCAAUUCCAUUUCUACUGUUGGCGGCUGCAGGAAAAUUGCUUGGCUUUGCAAGGCCAAGGUCCUAAUUGAAGUUCUCUUAUAUUGUGUAAUGUUCGAUAUUAUAGGAUAUGUGUGAUCUCUGCUGUGCAGAGUUUCCUUUUGUGUUUUUCGCUAAGUUCAUGUCGGACUUGGCAAAAUGUUGCAGUUCUGUUCUGUAAUAAAAGGCGUCAGAUGCCCGCAUCAACGCCCCGGGCAUUCAAACUCUUAUACAGAGUGAUUUCCAGAACGAUAUGCAUAUAUCCCCAACAGAUGACCUUUCAGCCACAGUGAUGGAAGAUGAUUGGGAACUUCUCAACGACAUCCAUGUUUGAAGCUUCAAUUGGUUCCCGGAGAUGGUAAUCAAGUUGCUCACACUAUCGUUCAAUGGGAGUAGAUAUAGAAUGGCAAGUUUGGCCCAAGUGGUUGUUCGAUGAUGUUCAUUUUGAUUGCCUGUUGUAGUUCUGUUUUGUUGUUAGGGAAAGGAAAACAAGUAUCUUCAUGUGGAGUCUACUUGAUAGCAUUUCUCUAAUGUUCGUUGGUUGUAAUUGAAUAAGUAUUAUUUGAUUAAAUGGACAGUAUUGAAAAAUGAAGGAAAUGGUUUUUUUUUUUUGAACA